Chelmon rostratus (copperband butterflyfish) is the source of this 2597-nucleotide messenger RNA. Its product is annotated as F-box/LRR-repeat protein 14-like. Gene Ontology annotation, biological process: SCF-dependent proteasomal ubiquitin-dependent protein catabolic process. Gene Ontology annotation, cellular component: SCF ubiquitin ligase complex. Bases 540 to 1751 code for a protein of 403 amino acids. Lineage: Eukaryota; Metazoa; Chordata; Actinopteri; Chaetodontiformes; Chaetodontidae. The record is from RefSeq and is a predicted model, not a curated record. Gene Ontology annotation, molecular function: protein binding. The transcript has a single exon.
UGGGAUGCUCCGACGCUACUGGAAAUGCCUCAGAAGGUAAAAGAGGAAAGUUUCUACAAUCGAGAAAAGUUCUUGGAUACGCUUUGCGAUGAGCUGGAGUAAGCGAUAAGUUGUUUUGGACAGCCUGGACGAGAAGGUUGCUCUGCUUUGAAGCUCUCAAGUUUAGAGAGCUAAGGCUACGCCGACGUUUGCUAGCGUUAGCGCUAUAGCUUUAGCCUAGCCUGCUAGGUAAAUAUUACGACUGCCUUUCGGAGUUUCCUGCAUCUGUGACCACGUUGCCAACAGAAGAACCUUGUUGUUAGUGGACAUUUUGUACCACAAUUUUUAUUAAAUGUAAUAGAAGGCUUCGCUCCAACGAGAUGGGUAGAUUUUGUUACGUUACACACAAAGCUAACUGGCUAUAGUUUGUAUGCUAGCUGAUAUUAGCUAACGUUGCCGAGCCAGCCAGCAACUUCGGCAGGAGAGUUUCGGCGAGCUAACCACGACAGUAUUGUCGCCCAAAAGCAAACUCUGCUGCAAAAAGGAGUUAACCUGCAGUCAUGUUUGAAAUGGAGACACAUAUAUCGUGCCUUUUCCCGGAGAUCCUGGCCAUUAUUUUCAGUUAUCUGGACGUGAAAGACAAAGGAAGAGUAGCCCAAGUGUGCGCGGCCUGGAGAGACGCGUCCUACCACAAGUCGGUGUGGAGGGGGGUGGAAGCCAAGCUCCAUCUACGGCGAGCUAACCCGUCUCUGUUCCCCAGUCUGCAGACCAGGGGAAUCAAAAAAGUUCAGAUUCUCAGCCUGAGGAGAAGUCUGAGCUACGUGAUUCAAGGGAUGCCGCACAUCGAAAGCCUUAACCUGUGUGGAUGUUUCAACCUCACAGACAACGGACUCGGACAUGCCUUUGUGCAGGACAUCCCAUCCCUGCGGGUGUUGAACCUCAGUCUCUGCAAACAGAUCACUGACUCCAGCCUGGGCAGGAUUGCCCAAUACCUCAAAAACCUGGAGGUGCUUGAACUCGGGGGUUGCAGCAAUAUCACAAACACAGGCCUGUUGCUCAUUGCCUGGGGCUUGCACAGACUCAAGAGCCUUAACCUGCGCAGCUGCAGGCAUGUGUCCGAUGUGGGCAUCGGUCACCUGUCGGGCAUGACCCGCAGCGCUGCGGAGGGCUGCCUGUCCCUGGAGAAGUUAACCUUGCAGGACUGCCAGAAGCUGACUGACCUUUCUCUUAAACAUGUCUCAAAGGGCCUAAACAAGCUCAAAGUGCUCAACCUCAGCUUCUGUGGAGGGAUAUCCGACGUAGGGAUGAUCCACCUGUCGCAUAUGACCCACCUGUGCAGCCUGAAUUUGCGGUCGUGCGAUAACAUCAGUGACACAGGGAUAAUGCAUCUGGCCAUGGGCUCCCUCCGGCUGUCUGGACUUGAUGUGUCCUUCUGUGACAAGAUUGGAGACCAGAGUCUGGCUUACAUCGCCCAGGGGCUGUAUCAGCUCAAGUCCCUCUCUCUCUGCUCCUGCCAUAUUAGUGAUGAUGGCAUUAACAGGAUGGUACGCCAGAUGCACGAACUCAAGACUCUCAACAUUGGACAAUGUGUGAGGAUUACAGACAAAGGGUUGGAGUUGAUAGCUGACCACCUGACCCAGCUGACAGGGAUUGAUCUGUAUGGUUGUACAAAGAUUACCAAGAGGGGUCUGGAGAGGAUAACACAGCUCCCGUGCCUUAAAGUGUUAAAUCUGGGACUGUGGCAGAUGACAGAGAGUGAACGAAUGAGGUGAACGCUCUCCUAUUUAGCAUACAUGUGUUUCAUUGUGUAUAGUGUGUACUGAAAGGGACUGCCUGUAUCCAUUCUUAAUUUUACCUUCUAUACUGUGACUAAAAACAAGCGGAGGGACUCAGCAUUGAUCACUGGAAUAUUGUUCACCUCCGCCGCAAUACUCCACCCUUACUCAAAUUAUGUUUCAGUCUUGUGCUUUCUUUUGAUGUGCAUUGUUUAAUCUCAGCCUGUGUACAGUUCCUACUAUCUAGCUACCUCACCCGUCAAACACAGGAGUGCCUACUAUCGCUGAAUACUAGAUUACGUGCAUAUUUUUGUGACUCACAUACCAAUGGAAAUUUUGAUAUUUAAAUAAAAAAAUCUAAUUGCAGAAUAAUAGUUAGGCAUUUUAACUCUUAACAGAAAGGCUGGAGUACCUUGCAUUGAAGGUUUGAUAGAAUGUUUUUGAUUUAUUGUUUUUUGGGGGCUAUUUUUUACUUAUGCAACCAAUAUUUUUUGUAUUGAAUGACUGUUGUUGACACAAUUGUACUUCAAAUUGAAGUGGGUGGAUCACUCCUGUCUGUCCUCGUUUACCUAUGUAUAGUUGGCUGUGUUUCAUAUUCCUGAGGAAACAAGUAUGUAUCAGAUGUUCCAGUAUGCUACUCUGUCAGAGGUUCAUACACACAACUACAGUAAGGCGUAGUAAUUAACCGCUGCCAAGGCUAUAUGCAAUACCUUAAAACUGUUUAUCAGUGGUUUUUCUCCUGAGGAGCUUCCAACGAUAGUGUCAGAGUAUUUGUUUAAAAAAGCAGUAAUUUAAGAUUGUUUUAUAUUCAUACAGUAGUGAUAUUUAUGAAUAAAGAUGGCA